Molecule: messenger RNA, 4109 nt
Organism: Microstroma glucosiphilum
Lineage: Eukaryota; Fungi; Basidiomycota; Exobasidiomycetes; Microstromatales; Microstromataceae
Exons: 2
Coding region: 175-4032 (1285 amino acids)
Molecular function (GO): lipid binding
Source: RefSeq, a predicted model, not a curated record
CCGGCAGGAAGGACCUGGACGGACAGUUGGUUGCAUUCGAUUCUAGGCAGUCGUGGAGUGGUGACUUAACAACGUCCAUCACCACUACGAGAUGGCUCCCAUUCUUCGAGACUAGCAGGUUCCAGAAAGUAGCGAACGACCUGAAGUGAGCCAAGAGGCGCGCUCUAUACCACCAUGCCUUCCGAAUUGGCUGAUCGGACCAAGGCCAAGACCGAUGCGACUGGGUAUCACAUGGCCAAGAACCCCAUUGAGACGAUUCGCAAUAGAUACAAGGGCGUUCACGAAGGCGGUGCCCAGCAAAACGAUUCACGAGACGGUAAUCACCAUGUCGGUAGCGCUCAAGACGCCCCGUCCCAGGACAUGACGCACGGCGGCUCAGCCCCUCAGCACUCCAGCGAUCCCGAUCGCUCAAGGGCAGAAGCCGUCACCUCUGAAUUCCUCGGUCGCUCGACCUCGGCCAGGACGGUGAGAGAUCCAGUGACGCAUGGCCUAUUGGAGAACGUUCGGGACGUUACAGAGGAAGAGUACGAAGGAGGGCUUGAAGAGGCAGAAGAGAUUGGUUCUUACGUUCCCAGGUCUGGAGAAAGGCGGAAAGACCACGCUGCCGAGGAGAAGCGGCAGGAGCUGGGUGGGAAUCAGGGCAUCUAUCAGGGCAAGCGAUCAGGCACAAGUGCUAUCCCCGCUUUCCCCUUUCACGAUCCCUUGCGGCCUCGCUAUCAGGCCGCUCUGGAUAGCAGUGCGCCGCGCAUCCGCAAAGCUCUGCUCGUCGUUCUGGGGGUCUGGACCGCCAUACUAGCGGCCUUGCUACCGAAUCUCAAGUCGAUUGCGCUCUUUGUCGUCUCGGCGCUGCUCUUCGGCGCCCUUCUACCUCAGCUGGUACAGAAUAGACUACAAGAUGCCCUCGAGGAUUGCGAUGCGGAAGGCGAGGAGCAAAGAGGGGAGAAGAUUGCCGCUAGUCACUGGCCCGAAUCGGCGGAAUGGGCCAACAAGAUCCUUGGUGAGAUCUGGCCCGCUCUAGAACCCGAGUUCUUCGACUCGCUCAAGGAUACGCUGGAGGACAUGCUGCAGGCCAAUCUGCCCUCCUUUCUCACCGAGUGUAAAGUAGCAGACUUUACACAGGGAGCGAACCCUCUGAGGAUCUUGUCUGCCACGCUCCUGCCCGACACGGAGUGGGAGAACGAUCAGGGACAAUCGAACUCUAGUGGGAGCACGGAAAAGGAAAAGGAAGAGGGAGGAUCUGGCAAGGACGAGCUCUCCAGCGAGAUUGGCGCCGCUCGCGAACAGCACGCAAAGGAGACGGACCCUGAAGCGGCCAUGCUGCGUGAACAGCACGACCCAAACGACCGCUACGUGAACCUCAGUGUCAGCUUUGCCUAUCGAGGUCGACAGAAGAAGGAACGGCAAGAAUUCGGCAUGGCGGAAGAUGUGCAGAUGCUGCUGUACCUCAUGGCCAAGCUGGGACCUGUAGCAGCUAUGCUACCGGUCAAGGUGCAUCUGAAAGGUCUGGUAGGCACAGUCCGGCUACGAAUCCACCUCAUCUCCUCGCCCCCAUUCCUCGGCCAGACAUUGAUCAGCUUCACAAGUCUACCGAGGCUCACCAUCAACGUCCUGCCCUUGAAACUGGUGUCCUUGAAUGACUUUAAACCACUUGCGGACUUUAUUCAGACGUCCAUCGAUAGCUCGCUGGCUGCUCUGACGGCCCCCAAAUCCAUGACACUAGACCUGGCAGACCUCAUUGCAAGCGAUGGAGUCCAGCGCAAGAUUCUGGCGUUGGGUGUGGUGGUCGUGACAAUUCACAGUAUCAAGGGAUUGGAGAGGGCGGAUCUGAUGGGUUCCAGCGAUGCUUAUGCCAUUGUGACAUGGUCGAGGUCGGGGAAGCCAAUGUACAGCACGAGGGUGCUGGUGGAUGAGCUCAAUCCUCGCUUCAACGAGUCGGCGGCUCUACUCGUGCCCCAGGAGGUGGUCAAGGCAGAAGAGCGCGUGGGGAUUGAGCUGUACGACUCGGACGUGGGUCAAGACGACUUUCUGGGCUUUGUCGGCAUCGAGCUGAGCGAAUUGUUGAGCAGACCUGGCGAGGAGGUGAAGAGGCAUGAGCAGCUGGGCGGUGUCAGGCCGGGAACGCAGAGGGGUGGAAUGGUGGAAUGGUCAGCUCGCUUCCUUCCAAAGGUGGCUUUGCAAAAGGAGCCUACGGCGAGGAAAGAUCCGGGGGAGAAAAGGGACGACGCUCAGGCAGGAGACGCCGAUGACGAGUCAAAGGACCAGCAGCAGAAGCAAGAAAAGGACUCGAAGCGUCCGGCGGUAGAGUACAUAACUCCGUCGCAAGCCCACCCGUCGGGCAUCCUCUCUGUACAAAUCCACGAGGUCUCUGCUCUGUCCAACAAGUCUACAGUGGCUCCCAAGGGCUCUACCCUCAAGAUGUCCAAACGCACACCCCUCUCUGGCCGUUCCAUCCCAGACGAAGACACAAUGGACGAUCAGGCCUUUGACGAGGCGCCGUCUUCCUACGUAGAAGUGAUCCUCGAAGGUAAGCUCGUCUACCGUACAAGGACAAAGGUGUCCGACUACCGCCCCAUCUUCAAUGCCUGCACGGAAAAGGUCAUCCUCAAUGUCUUUACCGCACGUAUGCUGCUCGUAGUCAGGGAGAAGAAGCUAGACGAGGACGAUCCGAUUUUGGGUGUGGUGCCAAUCAAGCUGUCGGAGGUAUUUGACGGCAAGAGUUUGAGCGCUGGUUGGUACCCUAUUGCGGGUGGAGGUGGAAGUGGUAGAAUCAAGGUCUCGAUGCUCUUCCGCUCGGUAGACGGAGGAGAGGCGCAGCAGCAGCAGCAGCAGCAGCAGCAAGGAGAGGUACAGGAGCAGGGGCGAUCCGUAAGUGUGCCUAGAGGCGGACCGGGCGUGCCCGUCUCUCCACUCGAGAUUGGCGUCGUGCACAUCAAGAAUAUCCAGAUUGGGAUAAGGGAUGGCAGAGUGUCGCACUAUGCGGGCUGCCCACUGGUGAUCAAGACUCUCUCCUCUCGCGCCAAGCUGCACUCCAAGCACGGCGAGACCGAGGGUGAAGGAACGCUAUCGUACACGCAGCGUCUAGCGUCCAAUCCUGUGCGCAUUCCCGUCUUCAAGAGGGGCUCCUCACCGUUGCUGAUCCGACUAGACGGUAAGGACAAGCUGGGUCGCAAGAGGACUCGAGCAUUGGGCGUCUGCUGGCUGCGGGAUGUAGUCGAUGGUCGUGCUCAAGAACUGGAGCUACCGCUCUGGGACGGGGAAGAGGAGCGCAAGGUCGUCUCUUGGCUUUCGCAGCAGUACCUCCCCUUUGAAAAUCAGGAAGCACUGCUCAAGGAGCACUGUACCUGGCCUACGACGCGGCUGGGUACGAUCCGUAUCAAGCUGGCUCUAGUGACGGGGGUGAGCACGCUGCAUAGCAAGAUUACCGACACGGGUGGCUCUUUGCCUCAGGUCUGUCAGGCUUGGAGACUGGCUGUGAGCAAGGGUUUGGUGGUGGAGGGAGAGGGGGAGGCCGAAGAGGGGAGUGGGAAUAGAGGUGCUGGGCGACGAGAUGAGCUCGAUGGCGGAGACGGAGAUGGGGUUGGGGGAGGGGACGAUAGCGAUAGCUCUCCAUCGUCAUCUUCGGACGAUGGUGGAGAGGGUGAGGACGGUGUUGACGGGGCUGGCCAUCCUGGCAACGGCGAUGCCCGCCUCCACCGCUCCUCUUCCCGCUCCUCUUCUUCCUCCUCUUCCCUCCGUCAGAAGCUACGCCGUGUUCCCUCUGACCCAGAAAAGGCUCCCGCCCACUCCUCUGGCUCCCCCCUCGACCUAGUUCGUCGUGCCCAACGACACGUCUCUCAAUCUCGUCAUCCACUCAGCAACCUCACUUCUACCAAUGCUGGUGGGGCAAAUCUCGCUGGGGAAGAUGAUCCAAAGGUGGUGAGGGUGAUGGAUAGCGCAUUGGGUCAAUUGAGGGGACGAGGGGAGAAGUUGAUGAACAAGUUUGAUGUAAAGAAGUCGCAAAAGGGUGGGGAAGGGGUGGAGAUGGAGGUGUGAAGAAGUGGAGGUGUGAGGAGAUGCACUUGUAUCAUAUCAUAUCAUACAUACGCAAGACGUUCUAGUACACUUCCAGC